Messenger RNA from Nestor notabilis (Kea), 2694 nucleotides. RefSeq names its product centrosomal protein 85kDa (gene CEP85). The transcript is spliced from 13 exons. Bases 13 to 2367 code for a protein of 784 amino acids. The record is from RefSeq and is a predicted model, not a curated record. Gene Ontology annotation, cellular component: centrosome. Lineage: Eukaryota; Metazoa; Chordata; Aves; Psittaciformes; Psittacidae.
UGCACAGAGAAGAUGGCUGCUCUGGAGAAACAGCCGGACCUGAGGCUCCAGCAGGACAAUCCAUCGGAUCCCAGUGCCAGCCAGAAGAGUCAUUUCCUGGAGACUGACUGGAAAACACCCAUGUUGUCUGGGAAGUUCCAGAGCCGUGUCAGCUGCAGUUCAAGCGUGGCCGACAGCGGGGAUGGGGGCAUUGGGACCUCCUGCUCAGACAGCACAGAAGACUUUGGCAAUUCCAGUAACGGUUCCUCAUUCCAGCCCAUCAAAGCCCAAGUGACCAUCCCAACAGCCCAUGUCAUGCCUUCUACAUUGGGUGCCUCACCCUCCAAGCUGUGUCCUUCAGGAGACCAGAGCUGUUUACAGACUCCAUCAAAACCUGCUAUGCCAGGAUCUGCUGGUUCUGAACACCCAGGGCUCAUGAGAAAUGGAGAUUUUAAUUCUGGGAAGUCUUCUCAGGUGCCACCCAGGGAUCUCUUGCACCACUACAGGACUUCAGGGGAAAAUGGCUUUGAGCAAUCCUGGCAUCCUGCUUCUGAUCACAUGAGAACAGAAGAUACUUGGAAGUUUGACACCCCUGCCAUUGAGCGCACCCUUAACCAGUCUCUCUUUCUGGAUAAUUUGUGCACUGACCCUCUCCACAGGUUCCAGAGGUUCAAUCCAAAUUCUGGGGCAGCUGAGGCAGGAAAGGACCAUUAUAAGGUGCUGCCAGAGAGUAAGCAGGCAGCGGGGGCUAACGGAGUCUGUGAGCCCCAGGAUGGAACGUGGCCGAGUGGGAACAGACUGAUGCCAACAGGACUCCAGGCCAACAACUUCUAUCCAAAGCCUGUAAGUCCUCCAUCUCGAGCAUGGAUGCAGGAAGCCUGCACACUACACCCACAUGAGAGGGUCUGUGAGCUCAGUGCUUGGAAACAGCAGCUGGACAAAGUGCGAUUGCAAGUAGAGCAAAUGCAGUUACAAAAUGGAGGUGCUUGCCACCAUCCUUCCAUGUAUUCUCCUUCGUUGCCUACUCCUGAUCCAGCUCAGUGGAUCAAUAUCCUCAACUCCAAUGAAAACCUGCUCAAGGAGAAAGAGCUCCUCAUUGAUAGGCAAAGACAACACAUAUCACAGUUGGAGCAGAAGGUCAGGGAAAGUGAACUGCAGGUUCACAGUGCCCUGCUUGGCUGUCCAGCAACCUAUGGAGACGUCUACAUGCUGAGAAUGCAGGAGCUGCAGCGGGAGAACACAUUUCUUCGAGCACAGUUCACAGAGAAGACUGAAUCCCUCAGUAAGGAAAAGAUUGAAUUGGAGAGAAAACUGGCUGCUGCAGAGGUGGAUGCAAAGCUGAUCCGGGAAUCACUGAAGGAAACUGUGCAGAAACAUGCAGAGGAGUUAAAAAAACAGGAAGAAAGGGUAAAGGGAAGAGACAAGCACAUUAAUAACCUUAAAAAGAAAUGCCAGAAGGAAUCUGAACAAAACAGAGAGAGACAACAGAGAAUUGAGACCCUGGAAAGAUACUUGGCUGACCUACCAACCCUUGAGGACCACCAGAAACAGAGUCAGAAGCUGAAGGAAUCUGAACUGAAGAGUACUGCUAUGCAAGAAACAGUGCUGGCACUGGAAACAGAGCUUGAGGAUGUCCGGGCUGCUUUCAGGGAGCAAGAGGUGCAGCUAGAAACCCAAAAACACAAGGAGCUGGAGCUUCUUUCCACUGUGCGCAGCUUGCAGGAUAAGGUGCAGCAGUGUGUGAAGAAUGCAGAGAGAGGAGCCCCUGCCCAGGAUGGGGAGAGACAGAAGAUAGAAAAUGACUCUCUGAAGAAAGAAUGUGACCGCCUCAGGAAGAUUGUGGACAAACAACAGAAGAAGGCAGAGCAGUUGUCCUUGCAAGUAAAGAACCUGGAAGAACAGGUGACCCAGGAAGAGGGGACAAGCCAAGCUCUGAAAGAGGAGGCAGUGAGAAGAGAAAAUGCCCUGCAGCAGCUCCGGGUCGCUGUGAAAGAGCUCUCAGUGCAGAACCAGGAUCUCAUUGAGAAGAACCUGACCCUUCAGGAACGGCUCCGUCAGGCAGAGCUGACAACCCAGCCGCUGCCGGCUGAGAUAGCCCGCCUGGCGCAGGACCUGCACAGCGAGCUGGCCAGCUGUCUGCAAGACUUGCAGUCUGUCUACAGCAUUGUCACUCAGAGGGCUCAGGGCAAGGAUCCCAACCUCUCUCUGCUCCUGGGAAUUCGCUCUGUGCAGUACUCUGCUAAGGAGAAGGAUGACUUACUGAGCCCUGAUGGACUUGCAAAGAAACUGGUGGAGGUAAAACAGCUUCACAAAGAGGUGGAGGACUUAAGGACGGCAAUAUCUGACAGAUACGCUCAGGACAUGGGAGACAACUGCAUCACCCAGUAGAGAAUACUCCCCAAAGUAAGACAGGAAAUGAAGACUUGAAAUUCUCAGGAGUCUAGAGCUCCUACAGCUCAAAACCUAUUCAGCACUUUACCAUCCCUUUGCUCGGGUACAAGAUGUGUGACUUAUCUAAUCCAUGAGAAUGCAGGGGGCUUCUUGCCAGAAGUGUUUAGCUGCUGAACUGGAAUCAUUCAGGGCUUUGGUGUCAGGCUUUGCAGUAGCUUUGAUCUUGUGGAAUGUGUUUAAGCUGUGUUUGCUGGAGCUGGUGUGGUCUCUGAUGCUGGGAGAUGAAUUCUGAAUUACCUUCCAGGCAUGUCAAAUGCUGAACAU